AAGUGUGGCUAUACUGCACGUACUAUGUCUGUAUCCCUUCUGUUUGCUUUCUUGUGCCCACAGACGGUAGUAAUAGUAAAUUUUGUUAUUGUAUUGUUCGUAACAGUGUCUCUCUCAAACACACUCUCACUGUGUGUGUGUGUGUGUGCGUGCGUGCGUGCGCGCGCGUCCGAGCGUCCUGACUCGUUCAUUGGUGCGCUGAUUGGACGUGUCAUAACUUUUGGUGGAUUACCCCAGUUUUGCUCUGCCUCUGGCACAAACCAUCCUCCAGUCAGCCGCGCGUCACAGUCAUCCUUCAGCGACAGCAUCACCUAUUCUUGCGCUUACUUUUUUUUUUUUCUUUAAAAAAAAAAAAAAAAAAAAAAAAGCCCAAUUCUUGUGAAUGCUAAAGGACAGGACUUGAAGUUUAAAAACCACCACCACCACAAAGAAAAACAAAACAAACAUGUGUUCAGCUUCGGCACCAAUCUCUUUUUUAUACCCAGCCGUGUGGGCAUGCCUGUGUGGUGAUGGGUGGCGCGGUGUUGUUCUCACUUCGCUCGUGCUGCUGAGCGCGCUCGUGCCCCAAGGCCUUGGAGCGGUGACUGGCUGCACGACAUGCGGCGCUCGACACAUGGACAAGGGCUCGGAGGAGCGGUUCCUCAUCGAACUGGCCAAACAGCAGAUUCUGAGCAAACUUCACCUGCGGGAGAGACCCAACAUCACGCAGACGCUGCCGCGCGCCGCGCUCGCCACUGCUCUGCGCAAACUGCACGCGGGACGCGUCCGAGCGGACGGCACAGUGGAGCUGGAGAACAACCUGGCGAGCGCACAGCACACAGACCAGGCGUACGAGAUCGUCAGUUUUGCAAAUAUAGAUGAUGUGGAUUCCAGCUCCAUCUUGUCAUUCCAGUUUCUGCAGGAGCAAGGUCGAAGCAUACAGGUGCUGCAGUCCUCCCUAUGGGUGUUUGUGCACCCGACCAACAGUCCCCUCCCGGCUGGCCGUGUCUCUGCCCAGGUGUACUUGUCAGAAACAAACAGUGGCAACCGCACCCUCCUGAUCCAACGCAGCAUUGAGGUAGUAAGGGGUGGGUGGCAGACCUUUCCGAUCACCCGCACCAUGCAGGCCUUUUUGGAUGGUAGGCAGCAGCGCCUGCAGCUGGAAGUGCACUGUGAAGUGGGAGACCAAAACCUGUGCAGCCAGAGUGGUGCUGAUCCAUCCCAGAGGUCCUACUUGGUGGCACAGGUUCAGCUCCGUGAUGACGACCCCAAGCAUACAGUUAGCAAGCGCUCUCUGAGCUGCGGUGAUGACGUCAGCGUCUGCUGCAAGAAGGACUUCUAUAUCAAGUUCCAGGAUAUCCAGUGGCAGGACUGGAUCAUCGCACCAGAGGGCUACCACAUGAACUAUUGUAUGGGCCAGUGCCCGCAGCACCUGGCUGGCUCACCAGGCAUCGCUUCCUCCUUCCAUGCCACAGUGUUCAGCCAGCUGAAGGCCAAUGGCAUUCACACGGCUGUUUCAUCCUGCUGCGUUCCCAUCCAGAGACGUCCACUCUCCAUGGUCUAUUUUAACUCGCAGCACAGCAUUGUGAAGACUGAUGUGCCUGAUAUGAUCGUGGAGUCCUGUGGGUGCACGUAAACAAAUAAGGAUUGUUAGAAUCAAGUUCACGUUGCAGAAAGGCACUUUUACCAUGAAGGUUUCUGAGAUAUCGUGUGAGAUUAUAAAUACACAUUCAAAUACCCAGGGAGGGAAACAUUACAUGCAGUAAGAAUAUAAAGCAAUCCAGUUGAACAGAGUUUAUAACCAAGCCGCUUUAGUAUAUCAUCUCUUCGUUACCCCUGUAAGAUAUUUAUAGCAUAAAUAUAUAAAUGCAGAACAGCUGAAUUGACACCUCUAUAGCAAUUAUUGGGAGGCUCCAAGACUUUUCACUGUACUGUUUGAUUAGUUUUCAUCUGAGGCCACUGGCCUGACCUCUGCCUGGUUACCCAAUGAGAUGGGUAAACAUUUAAUUAUUGCCACAUUCUGAAAUGAAGGUCUAAGUAUACAAUAUGGUAAAUGUGACACACUGAUGUCUGCUUGCUGAUGGAUUGAGAAGCUUAGAUAUAAAUUAGAUUAUGUCUAAAUCUGCAUAUCUAGUAAAAACAUGACAUGUUUUACCAAAGUUCUCAAAGCUUUUUAGGUACUGUUUUGGUUACGUUAAGCAUUAGCAAAUGAUGUGUGUGUGUGUGUGUGUGUGUGUGUGUGUGUGUGUGUGUGUGUGUGUGUGUGUGCUAGAGGUGUUUUAUUCAAGUAUAUUAACUUAAGACUUAUUCUUUAGUCAUGUUAUUUUGUUUAGAUAUUGUUUAUAUUUUUAGAUUUUGUUUGUUUUUUUGCAAACAUUUUGAAAUUAUGCUCAAAUCCUAUGCAGAAACUUUUCAACAACCUUGAAAGACAAAGAGCUCACUUAUGUAAGGUUUGCAAAAAGUUAUCAUUUCAUUGAUUUUUAAAGCACUUCCUGUCCCAAAACAUUUUUAUCAUGGGGAUGUUUCAGGGUUAGGGCAUCAUCAUUUGCUUCAUAUUCCAUGUUUACACUUCUCUUGAUUUCACCAUCAGGGCCACAUAAAAGAACAAAGUCUUUCUAAUGCUAGGCUUAUGUAACUUCUGCCUUUAUAACUUGCAUGUUUGACAGGAACACGUGUAGGUUUUCCAGGAAAGCUUUUUCAUGUUUGGGGGCUGCACUUUAUCUCUCAAAAUGCAAUAAUUUAAAUGCAUUUCUUUAUUUUAUUUUUUUCAAUCAUUCACAUGUGUAUAUUAUUUAGUUUUUCCAUUUUCAUUAGUACUGCUAAAUACACAGUAAGUUAUGUCUAAAUGGCAACACUGUAAGUUAAGUUCUCAGAAAAGUCAUUCAUUUUAAAUUUAAUUUAUAUAAUUUUGUAACAAUGUGCUAUUUUCUUAAAGUGUUAUAUUUUGAAAAUCUUGUAUAGUGUAAUUAUAUUGAUUUUUUUCUAUUUCAAAGAAAUAAAUAUUUACCUAUUAAAAGAAA
Molecule: messenger RNA, 2999 nt
Organism: Ictalurus punctatus (channel catfish)
Lineage: Eukaryota; Metazoa; Chordata; Actinopteri; Siluriformes; Ictaluridae
Product: inhibin beta B chain
Exons: 2
Coding region: 446-1615 (389 amino acids)
Biological process (GO): SMAD protein signal transduction; BMP signaling pathway
Cellular component (GO): extracellular region
Molecular function (GO): hormone activity; growth factor activity; cytokine activity
Source: RefSeq, a predicted model, not a curated record